AACGCUGCGGACCAACUUCUGACUGUCUGACAAUCGCCGUCGUCGUGUGCCGUCGAGAAGCAAAGAUUAUGCAGUAGUAGUUCUAGAGCAAGAAGAAACAGACGGAAAACAGAGUUUAGUCUCGGAAUCGAGUGAAAAAUUUUGCACAAAAUCACAACAGAAGACUAUGAUGUCCUUCUUGGUAAAAAUAGCUGCGUUACAGCCGUGGCAGUGAUCGGAGUGGGUGGAUUUUGCCAGCAAUUGGUCAGUGCAUGAUCGAAGAAUCGUGGCAGCAAAGUAGUUUGGUGGCGAUGGAAAAAAUUCGGUGUGUAAAUAAGUAUCAAAUUUGAUGAGUAUUGUCUCGUUUCGCGACGCAGCUAGGUUUCAGCGACUAGAAAUACUGAAUGAAGCUUGGAGGAAAAUAUUUUAGUGAAAAUGCAAGUUUUUUUUCAUAUAGAUAUAGAACAUAAAGCAAUAACAUUUCGGAAACUCGUGCGACGUGGAGUAGGGGCGAACAACCUGACUGGCGAAAAAGUGUUCCAGCUCAGAUUGUGUCUGGAUGGGAUUUGGUAGCAGAUUAGCAUCAAUCCGAGUGUUUGCAUAAAAUGUGUUUUCCUAGAUGAGGCGAAGAAGACGUUCCGAGUCGUGUUUCCUGUUUUUGUUCAGUCUGAUCGUCCGGAGAUCACAAAGCGCAGCGUACUCAAUUGGUAGUGCAUGUGUCGCUGCUUGUCCGUGAGGCCCUAGUAGAGAUACGGACGCUGACGAGUGUGUUGUUCGUCGUCAGGCCGCCAAUGUCGCGCCGAGGCAAGGCAUACCCAGUUGCUUCCGACUGUAGCCCCUUGUUUGAUUUCGAGGCCAGCAGACAGCUGUGAGAUAUCUAUAAUAUCUUUAUAAGUAGCACGGUCACCCGCAUCAUCAUCACUCUGAUGGGAUAGAGCAAGGCAGUAUUUGAGUUUGAAGCAAACGACGAAAAAAAAAUAAAGGAAUUCGAAGUCACCAGUAAAUCUUCAGCAUGGAUUGGAUAAUCAACGACGAGCUGGGGUUGACCGUUGGCCACGUCGUUGGUUACGUGUCGGCCUCUUUCAUGGUCGUCGGUGGUGUGCUGCCGUACAUUCCGCAGUACAAACAGAUCAAGCAGACCCAGGAUGCUGAGGGAUUCUCGCUGCAUGUGUGCCUGGCGCUACUCAUAGCCAACAGUUUGAGGAUUCUGUUCUGGUUUUCCAGUCGGUUCGAGAUUCCCCUGUUGGUGCAGAGUGUCGUCAUGAACAUAACCAUGUUCAUAAUGAUCCACCUGUGUGUGACCGUGCGGCGUAACAAUGCCAUCAUGCGAACCAGGGAGCGAGUAUUCUCAGGAGAUGAAACGCUACUGGGGACCCGAGAUUCUAUUAAUAGAGCCAUCGAUGAGCACGCUAAAAGCACAAGCGUAGUAAGCAAUCGAGCAGGAGUCCCGUCCGGAGUAGUUCUAGCUGGCUGUGGUUCUGGACUGACAGCAGAAGGAGUUGGUAAAUUGGCCAACAGCACCACCAUCGGUAUUGGAUCCGUUUCGCCCGUCGUUGUACCCGCAGCGGGUGGUUCGGGACUGCUGAAGAAAUCCCGAUCUCGCCACUACAUUAUCGAUUUCGAUUCACGCUACUUCUGGAACUGGACGGACUUUCAGUCCUAUUUGGACUUUAUGCUAGUGGUUUGGGUUGUCGGAGCGGCCAUCACCUAUCUGUUGCUGUCCGUGACCUGGUUCAUGGAAACCAUCGGCUUCUUUGCCGUCUUCACCGAGGCUAUGCUGGGUGCACCCCAGUUUCUCAGGAACUAUAAGAAUAAAUCCACGCACGGUAUGAGCAUCUGCAUGGUAAUCAUGUGGACUGCCGGUGAUAUGUUCAAGACUGGUUACUUUAUCUUUAGGCACGCGCCGACGCAAUUCUGGAUCUGCGGUACGCUGCAGGUUAGCCUAGAUCUUGCCAUCCUGCUGCAGGUGUACAUUUAUCGAAAGAAUCCGCCGCGUAGCAGCCACCGCGGUGACUAGCAGUUUGCCCCCCAAAAUAUUCAAAAUGGCAACGGUACCCAUAACAACAUCAACAGCGCUGGCAAUCAUUUCAACAGUACCAACAUCAUCAAAACCAACAGCUGCACACAAACGGUACCCUAUCCGGGCGCACACCCCGGCCAGCAUCGUUCCGGCACAAUCCUGGGUAGCUCCCGGGUGAAGGUAGCCUACUCGUCUUCCCCAGCAGCUUCCUCUUUUUACAGUUCAGCAAUUAGCCCUGGUCCCGUUCCAACCGACUGUUCACUAUCCCUCCGAUCGGCCGUGACGCCUCACCGGCAUCGGCUUGCUUCACGCUUCCAACACUCCAAAUCGCAUUCGAUCUCCGGUUCACGAGAGGCUACUCCGGUGCGGAUUGCCGAUGGUACCUGCCAGCGGUGGGCCAAUUCGGAAAAGUUUGACCGCCAAAAGACUGCCUCGCUGCCUUUACCCAAGCGAAGACAGCUAAGUUUGAUGAGUGCCAAUUCCGCAGACGUGUCCAAUGAUGAAGUUGUCGUUGGUGCUGAGUUGGAAAACACUGUCGUGAGAGGAAAAGCACGCGGGAACGUGCUGAACGAAGACGUGUUCAAUUACAGCGGAGCUGCGGACAACUGUUCGUUCGUCACAAUCACCGGAAAUGCUUUCCACAAUCGUCGAGAUUCCAAUUGUACAUUAAAUAGCAAUAGUUACAAGGAGCAGUACAUUCUAGGUAAUAACUAUAACAAUAACAUCAACCGGCACAGUCGGGAGCACUACGAUUCGAUGCUUAUACCAGUGUCGUUGAGGUGCAAGAGAGGGCCCUCGGAUGAAGUGGGUGAUAUUGAUGACUACAACAUAACACCCGGUAAGCUGUCAGAAGAUAAUGAAUCCUUUAGUGAAGAGCCAGAACCACACCAUUAUGGGACGAAUUCUAAAUCUCUGGAGGAUAUCUUAUGACAACACGCAGCACUGGUCUUUUGGCCAGUGCUGGAGUGGGAGCAGAUUGUAGAACUCCAGGGUGAGCAAUCAAAACGGCAACAACAGUCGGCAACGUCGACCAUAUCAAACAAUGAAUCUCGUACGAUGCGGUCAGUCGAGACGCAAACCGAACUGCUCGAAUGCAGUGGAGAUGAGGAAGCAAGUAGCGAAGGUGCUGUCAGUGUAGCAAACGAUGAGGUUGAAGAUCAUCAUUCUUCGGAUGCUAACGGUGGGUGCGAAGAUGAAAAGGAUGGCAAAGAUGACGAGGAAGAGUACGAAGAUAUUCUUGGGGAGGAAAUGAAGUUGAGAAACAUCAAAAGACUUAACUGUAGCAAUUUGUUCAAUUUCAACAAGCUGGAACUUUUAAAUGAACGCUGCUCGGUGGUCACAGUUGGGAAACAAAUUACCGACAGCAGUCGGAAUCUGUGCGAACAUGAACUGCACGUGGCGAUCGAUGAGGAUCUGGAAGCUGCUGGACACCGAACCGUCGUCGUGACAACAGUGACAGCAGGAGAGGGAAAACGGACUUUGGAAGAUGCUGCCAGCCAGAGCUCAGUUAUCUUCAUUCAAGAGAGUCCGGAAGUGAUAUUAUAGCAGUGGCAUUUCUCUUUUUAUUUUAGAAUCGUUAUUUAUUUGUAGGUAAGGUAGAAAGAGAAAUAUUAUUGUUAGCAACUUUGACCCCUAUCUCCCUGCAGUAGUGGACGAUCCAAGAUUGAAUCGAAAGUGCUAGCAUAGAAGUGAUCUAUUUUUGUACCAAAAAGCAACAAAGAUUAACAAAACCUAGUAGAUCUAUUAAACAGCAACACAAUUAAACCUACAACAAAACAAACGCUUCAACACGGUGUUGGUUUCCUUUCCCAAAGGGUUUAGCUUCAUAAAUCUCUUAACACGCCGAAUCCACUUCAUACUCAUCUACACCCACACGCAUCUCCAUACAUGAACAAGUCAGCUGUUCCAUAGAAACGAAAACAAUGCCAUUAGCAAUAUUUUGGGGGGUCUCCACAAUUUACCAUACUUUCAUCUAGGUUAACGGAAAAUGGUCUAACAAAUCUGAUUUUGGCAAGACUUUUCGCCUGGACGAAUAAGCCUUCAACUACGCUUUCUGACGAAUUAACAAAACUGAGAAUAUGAAUUUCUAUUUUUCUAAAGACAGGUAAACCACUACAUUUAACUGAAUUACUCCGUUCAGUCUAGUCUGUAAUUAGUUCAGCGAACUUAAGUAAUUGUUUAUAGACCAAAAUUAAACCUAUAAUGUAAGCCGGGAAAAAAUCGUUUCACUGCUAAUUUAUGUGUAUUUUCGACAUAAUUCAACUUAAGUUCAAACUUUCAAAAAAAAGUUCUAAAUGACCAAAAACUAACACUAUAUGCGAAACCGUUAAGAAGUCGAUUGUAUUACAGGAACUGUAGGGCCGAAAUUCGAUGUCCGAUGCUAUUAAGAAUUUCAAGUACUUCAAGUCAUCCAUGCAAGCUUCGACAGUUUGAGCAAAAGCAUUUAUUAGGGAAUUUGUUUCGGCGCUUUAAAAAGUAUAUAGUAUUGUCAGGCAGAAAUAUCAAAACAAGUGCUUCGGGAUGAAUUUACUACUACUGCUUCCAUUGAAUGAACCUAUUUUUGCUUUUCAGUUUCGUCGUUUUAGGCGAACUAUUUUGUGUCCGAAUACAGUUUAUUUAAAUCGAUCACGGAUUGCACGUACUAUUUAGCAACUGAAAAUGCUUCCAAGCCAGUCACCGAUGAGAUUCCGAUUGCACUAUUUAUUGUAACAACCUACCAGUAAGUUAGUUAUUCGAUUUAUCGAUGCACCAAAAUAAAAUAAUGAAAAAUAUAUAGAAAACAAAACCACGCAAAUCAUGCAAACAAUAGUUGAAAUAAAAAUCGUAUUGUAGGAGAAAAAACAAGUAAAUAAAUAUAUCAGAAAACUUAAAACAACAAGUGUAUAAAAACAAGCAUUUCCCUCUGGCGAAACUUAGAGCCAUUGCAAGUAAAGUGCUAGGCUUACGUAUAAACCAACAAACCCACAUACUCAACAAGUUUGAAAUGAACAAAGACAAAACAAUCUGCAAAAGUGCCAUCUGGUGGACAUACAAUGAAUCGAUUCGACUGUCCCAUUUUGUUAGCAAUGCUUUUUGAAAGCCAUCUGUUAGCUGUUUGCGUGUUCAAAUGAAACGAAAACGCUAGUUUCACACCAACUAUAGGAUGUAUCAGAUGUGAAAGACUCAGUUGUUUCGUGUGUAUGAGUAAAUGUGUUUUAUUUAUCUAUUUACUAGAUUGUUUUUGUUUGAUUCUUUCAAGCUUGAACAAAGCGAGUAACUAUAGAAGUGUCAGAGUCGACUUAUAGUAAAGUUAAACAAAUAUAUUUUAGGGAAGAAUUUAAUGCAACAAGGAACGAUAAGUGUGUCGAGAAGUUAUGUGAAAAUUACCACUAGAAGCAGGAAAGCUGUGUAAGUUAAUAGUAGCAAGAAGGGAGACAAAAUGAAGAAGAAGCAACGUUUGGGAAGAGUUUUAUUUUACAGAUUAGAUGACUAAUCACCUCUCAACUUAAGAAAAUAUAGACGACUAAAAGUGGCACAAAGCA
Molecule: messenger RNA, 5520 nt
Organism: Topomyia yanbarensis
Lineage: Eukaryota; Metazoa; Arthropoda; Insecta; Diptera; Culicidae
Product: solute carrier family 66 member 2
Exons: 7
Coding region: 992-1996 (334 amino acids)
Biological process (GO): phospholipid translocation; retrograde transport, endosome to Golgi
Cellular component (GO): trans-Golgi network; endosome
Source: RefSeq, a predicted model, not a curated record